Messenger RNA from Paramecium tetraurelia, 1554 nucleotides. RefSeq lists its product as uncharacterized. The record is from RefSeq and is a predicted model, not a curated record. The transcript has 5 exons. Lineage: Eukaryota; Ciliophora; Oligohymenophorea; Peniculida; Parameciidae.
AUGGCUUAAUUUCAUAAAGGCUUUACAUGGACAUAAUGUAAGAGUACUUUGAAAACAAAAACUACCUUCAUCAAUUUAAGACAAACUGUGACUCCUAAUCAAGGACCAGUUUUAUUGAAGAUUGAUACCGAGAGAGAAUUGAAAUAUACAAAUGAUCUAGGAUGGAAUUGGCAUAAGAGCUGGAAUAUUCCAAACAUUUCUGUAAAAAUUUCAUUAUAGAAUGAAGAAUGCACAUAAUGGAUCAAUUGCUAGGUUUAAUUACUGGCAGUGAAGAUGUUAUAGAAUGAUCUCUUUGAAGAAGUAGGAUUAGAAGGAACAACAUAAUACGACAUUAUAGAUGGUAAAGCCUUCUUUUCGGGCGUAAAAUUUAAUAGCACAACUUACAAUCACUAAGGACAUAGAUUUCAGUUAUUAAUAUUAGUGAAAGAGAGAGAGAACAUCAUUCUAGGGUUAUAAUCACCACCAGUUUUUGUCGACAGUAGAAAGAGUGCUCGCGAUGAACACAGACAAAUCUAAUAUAUCCAACCUUUCGAACCUAGUUAUCUAGAACGCAACUUCUGCAAAAAAGAAAAACAUUUUAACGAUGUAGUUGACGCUCCAAUUGAAAAUAAUGAAAAUGGAUUACACAAUUAUUUAACAGCCCCAAAUAUUAGAAAUAAAAUAAAACAUCCCUUAUUUAUGGCACUCAAGUUCUCCAGAUGUUUAAAUAUCUACUAUUAAAAUAAUUUAGAAACUGAUAAUUAUCUAAUUGAGUUUUAAAAACAAUUAAUGUCAAAAUAUCAAUAAUCUCAAUACACCAUCGUCUUUUAAUCCAAUAACAAUAGAAUUAGAAAGAAGAUUGAGGAAUCCUUAACUCAACUUUUUGGCCAAAGUAUGAUAUCCGUUGUUGAAAGAAAAUAUCUUGAUGAAACCUAAUUUAAGAAGCUCGAAUUUUCAUCAGAUGAUUAUUCAUCAAUCUAUCCAUAACUAUAAGAAUUAAUGAAUCAAUAUUCAUAAGAUCAAUUCAACUAAUCCGUGAAAUAAUAAUAAGAAUAAGAAUAAUAAUAGGAAUAAUAAUAAGAUAUGAAUAUAGAAGAAGAAUAAUAAUAAUAAUAACAAUAACAAUCUAUUCAAACUGAACAACCUAUUCAAUAACAACUUCCUAAAAUAUUAACUCAUUCAGAAAGAAAAUCUGCAUUUACAAAAUAUCUUGAUAAAUUACCAACUAAAAACUUCGAGGAAGAAAAAUAAGAAUAAUCAAAGAGAAUGGAAAAACUCAAUAACAUUCGAGAAAUGGAAAACUAUGAUAAAGUUUAAAAACUAGUCAAGGUUGAAGAAGAACUCAAUUAAAAUAGAACUUAAUAUUAAUAAUAUUACUAAUAAUAAUAGUAAUAAUUAUAAUAAUAAUAAUAAUCAUACGCACCAAUUAAUUCUUUUUCAAUCCUACUCUAAUAAAAAUUGUAAGAAUAGAUCUUGUAGUAUUAUUUUAUCUAAUAGUAGCUAAUGCUACUCUAAAAGCCCCCUUCUGUGUGAUAUAUUUCUAUAUUGAAUCAUAUAAAUAUUAACUUAAUAUAU